AUGCUUGUUGAUCCACAUUAUGUCAAUGACCAUCUGUCACAAUUUAGGUCUCCGGCCUCAUCGCCUAAUGUUGGAACCUCAACAAGCACACAACCACAAGGCAUUCUUGAUUCUCUUGACCCAAACAAUGUAGAUGUAUUUGGCGAUGCAGAGAUGAAUGACACUGAUGAAGAUGAUGAUGAAGAGGUAAUUGAAUCUCAUGAUAAGGCAAUUAAAGGAAGCGCCCCCACUUCAGACUUCAAUGAAGUGGCGCAAGUUGAUCCUCCUAGAAAUAAAACAAUUCGAGUUGUGGAGGCAGAGCCAGAGAAAUAUGUUGUUGAGUGCAAGAGGAAAGAACAAUGUAGUUGUUUGUGGAGGCUUAGAGGAGUGAAAGAUCCAACACUCUCUACGUUUAAAAUUGUGAGGUACAACGACCCUCAUGCAAGUAACUGUGUUGGUGACAUCGACUCGGGAGAUCAUAAGCUACUCACUUCCGAGUUCGUUUGCAAUGCUCUUCUAGAUGUCAUUCGCGUUGAUCCUUCAUUGAAAAUCAAGACAAUGGUGCAACUUGUGAAAGAGAAAUUUGAUGGAUUCCAAAUAACCUACAAGAGAGCAUGGCUAGCGAAACAAAAGGCAAUAAAACUCAUUUGUGGGGAUUGGGAGGGUUCAUAUGAACAGUUGCCUAAGUACAUGCAAGCUCUGAAGGAAUCAAAUCCUGGAACUGUUGUUGAGUGGAGGUUGUUAGAGAGUACGGUUCCUGGAACACAUGUUUUUCAACGAGUCUUUUGGGCAUUCAAGCCAUGUAUUGAUGGAUUCCGUCACUGCAGACCCCUUAUCACCAUUGAUGGCACUCAUUUAUAUGGCAAAUACAAAGGCACUCUACUUAUUGCUAUGGGAACGAAACUAUUCCCCCUCGCUUUUGCGGUUGUCGAAGGAGAGAACAAUGAUAGCUGGUCUUGGUUCAUGGCUUGUAUUCGUGCUCGAGUUACAGAUAGGAAAGGGCUAUGUGUGAUAUCUGACAGACAUGCUGGUAUUUUAGCAGCAAUGGAAGAAGUUGAAAGUGGUUGGGAGGAGCCCAAUGCCUACCACAAGUACUGUACACGACACUUGGCUUCUAAUGUGAACUCAAAAUUUAAAAGUGUCGUCAUAAAGAACCUCUUUGGCAAAGCAGCUACUGCAAGGCAGAAGAAGAAGUUUGAUUACUACAUCAACAAAAUUGGUGACUUGAAUGUAGAGGCCCGUAGGUACUUGAUGGAAAUUCCGUACAGUAAGUGGUCCAUUCAUCAUGAUGGUGGUUUCAGGUUUGGUGUGAAGACUACAAACAUGUCGGAAGUUUUCAAUGGAGUCUUAAAGGGGGCUCGAUGUCUCCCGAUAACCGCUUUAGUGCAAAUGACCUUUUUCCGGGUUAACUCCUAUUUUGCAACUAGAAGAAGUUGGAGUAAAAGAAGACUUGAAGAGGGCCAUGAGUUAUCAGAAAAGGCUAUGAAGACAAUAGAAGCCAACAUGGAGAAAGCCACGCACCAUGAGGUUGUUGCUUUUGACUAUGAUGCCAUCGGGUUGUAUCAGGUUAGGACCGUUCGUGGAAGGAGAAAAGCUGGUAAAGGUGGUAACUCCCACACUGUGAAUCUGUUGAGCAAGACAUGUACUUGUGAGAAAUUGAGAAUAUACAACCUCCCAUGCUCUCAUGUCCUAGCAGUUUGUCGUCACCGAAGCCUAUCACAUGCAGACUUUGUGGAUUCUUUUUUCAUGACCGCCGAAUAUAGGCGUUCAUACGCGAAGUGUUCCGCACCAGUUCCUGAUCCUUGCCACUGGUCAGCUUACAAUGGGCCUACUACUAUGGCCAACCCAGAUUUGAAAAGAGGCCCAGGCCGACGGUCCACUAGAAUCCGAAAUGAAAUGGAUGAGCGUCCCUAUCGUGUGAAGAAGGCAUGCAGUGUUUGUCGGCGACCUGGGCAUAACAAGAAGACAUGUCCUACUCUUAUUGGUGGUGUUGGAUCAUCUGGGUAA
Messenger RNA from Chenopodium quinoa (quinoa), 1986 nucleotides. RefSeq lists its product as uncharacterized. The record is from RefSeq and is a predicted model, not a curated record. Gene Ontology annotation, molecular function: zinc ion binding. The transcript has 2 exons. Bases 1 to 1986 code for a protein of 661 amino acids. Lineage: Eukaryota; Viridiplantae; Streptophyta; Magnoliopsida; Caryophyllales; Amaranthaceae.